GCAGUGGUGUCUUUUCACGCUUCACAACCUUGUUCAGAGUGUUCAACCACCCAGAGAGCAAGGCAAAACUGUCCUGGACAGAGGGCCAGCUUAGCCUAUCAUGCUCCAGCUUGUAAAUGAAGCUUCCCAGGGAGUUCUUCAGCUCUGCCACUUGGCUCAGCAGUGCAUUUAAUGAUGCCUCAAGCUGCUCUCCCUCCGCAUUUUCUUUCAAUUCUGUGACCUACCAAGAAUCCUUAACCAGCAGCAAUGUCUAUUGCUUGUACUCACAGGGUCCCAAAAGAUACAAAAUGGAUCAAAAGCCAAGACACAGGACAGAGGUCGCAGCGCGGCGGGAGUUGAGCGCGCGGCCGGCUCCCCAGGAGCCGGGCAUGGAGUAUCAGGAUGCCAUGCGCAUGCUCAACACCCUGCAGACCAACGCCAGCUCGGAGCAGGCGAAGCGCCAACGGGGGGACCCCCAGACACAGCUGGAAGCCAUGGCGCUGUACCUGGCACGGAGCGGCCUGCAGGUGGAGGACCUCGACCGCCUGAACAUCAUCCACGUCACCGGGACCAAGGGGAAGGGCUCUAGCUGUGCCUUCACUGAACGCAUCCUCCGAAACUAUGGGCUGAAGACGGGCUUCUUUAGCUCCCCUCACCUGGUGCAGGUGCGCGAGCGGAUCUGCAUCAACGGGCAGCCCAUCAGCCACAAGCUCUUCACCAAGCACUUCUGGCGCCUCUACCAGCGGCUGGAAGAGACCAAGGAUGGCAGCUAUGUCUCCAUGCCUGCCUACUUCCGCUUCCUCACGCUCAUGGCCUUCCACGUGUUCCUCCAAGAGAAGGUGGACCUGGCCGUGGUGGAAGUGGGCAUCGGCGGGGCCUACGACUGCACCAACAUCACCAGGAAGCCGGUGGUGUGCGACCACACCAGCAUCCUGGGGGACACGAUGGAGAAGAUUGCCUGGCAGAAGGGGGGCAUCUUCAAGCGUGGUGUCCCGGCCUUCACUGUGCUGCAGCCGGACGGGCCCCUGGCGGUGCUGCGGGAUCGAGCCCAGCAGAUCUCGUGUCCUCUCUAUCUGUGCCUGCCGCUGGAAGCCUUGGAGGACGGCGGGCCGCCGCUGAGCCUGGGGCUGGAGGGGGAGCACCAGCGAUCCAAUGCUGCCUUGGCCUUGCAGCUGGCCUACUGCUGGCUGCAGCAGCAAGACCACCAGGAUGUCGGGGAGCUGAUGUUGUCCAGGCCCGGCGUCGUGCCGCAGCUGCCCCUGGCUCCCGCGUUCCAGCCCACAGCCCGCAUGCGCCAUGGGCUUUGGGACACGGAGUGGCUGGGCCGCACGCAGGUGUUGCGGCGGGGGCCCCUCACCUGGUACCUGGACGGUGCGCACACCACCAGCAGCGUGCAGGCCUGCGUGCGGUGGUUCCUCCUCGCGGCGCUGCGGCAACGGGAGAGGCAGAGCACUGGCCCUGAAGUGCGAGUGCUGUUCUUCAACUCCACCGGGGACCGGGACCCAGCGGCCCUGCUGAAGGUGCUGCAGCCCUGCCAAUUUGACUAUGCCGUCUUCUGCCCCAACCUGACCGAGGGGUCGCUCACCGGCGAUGCAGGUUUUGUGUCGUGUCCAGAAUUCUCUGGAAGAAUAUUCAACACGCAGUUCCAGCCCGCGGAUGGUUGUUAGAGCCGAGUCCUGGUUCUCACCCAGGUUUUUUUCUUUUGAACGAAGCAGAUAAAAGAGGCCAGUGGGCAGGGCAGAGCGCAGCUGCUGUCCUGGAAGAGGUCCCAGCCAGGAAGGUAUUGUUUGUGGGAGAUGUACAUUGUUACCAACUGCAUGGAGCUCAGAUUCUUUGCACCACAAUCAUCUGCUAUUUUAAUUCCAUUUUCCACAAACAUUUUGAGGGAUCCUUGUUCUAUAUCUGAGUUUUAAAAAAAACGCUUUUUUUUUUUUA
Messenger RNA from Oryctolagus cuniculus (rabbit), 1914 nucleotides. The record is from RefSeq and is a predicted model, not a curated record. Lineage: Eukaryota; Metazoa; Chordata; Mammalia; Lagomorpha; Leporidae.